Phanerochaete carnosa HHB-10118-sp is the source of this 2350-nucleotide messenger RNA. RefSeq lists its product as uncharacterized. The record is from RefSeq and is a predicted model, not a curated record. Gene Ontology annotation, cellular component: mitochondrion. Gene Ontology annotation, biological process: fatty acid metabolic process. NCBI's taxonomy places the organism in Eukaryota, Fungi, Basidiomycota, Agaricomycetes, Polyporales, Phanerochaetaceae. Gene Ontology annotation, molecular function: trans-2-enoyl-CoA reductase (NADPH) activity. The transcript is spliced from 11 exons. Bases 38 to 1174 code for a protein of 378 amino acids.
GCGCUGUCCGUCGAGCAUGCAAGGUAUUUUGCGCGCCAUGAACCACUCACGCGCCCUAGGCUCUGCACGGGGCUUCGCCACGUCCUCAGCGCGCCAGGCGAACCGCGCGGUCGUGUACACCGCCGCCGGCGACCCCACGUCGGUGCUGUCCGUCGUGACGUACCCUGAGCUCCCAACCCCGCCACCGCGCUCCGUCAACGUCCGCUAUGUCCUCUCGCCCGUCAACCCGUCGGACAUCAACGUCAUCGAGGGCGUGUAUCCCGCGAAGCCGGCGCUCGCCGACGCGCUUGCGCCGGGGCACAGGCUCGAAAAGCCCGUGUAUGUGUGUGGAAACGAAGGGCUCGCGGAGGUCACCGAGGUCGGGGGCGGCGUGCAGGGCGUGCACAAGGGCGACUGGGUCGUCAUGGCUGGCCAGCAGCUCGGCACGUGGGCCUCGGCGAGGACGCUCAAGGCGGAAGAUGUCAUCAAGGUGCCGUCGGGUGUUAGCGAAGUGAACGGGGCUACUAUGACUGUUAAUCCGCCGACGGCAUAUAAUAUGCUGCACGACUUCGUAACCUUGCAGGAAGGAGACUGGGUGAUGCAGAACGGUGCCAACAGUACUGUCGGCCAAGCAGUUAUCCAGAUUGCAGCUAAGGAAGGUUUGAAGACUCUAAACUUCAUACGGAAUAGAAAAGACCUGGACUCGCAAAAACAACAGCUGAAGAGCCUCGGCGCCACAGAAGUACUCACAUACGAUGACCUCGACGACAAGUCCCUCCGCGAACGCGUGAAGGAGAUGACCGGCGGCAAGCCGAUCCGACUGCUACUGAACUGCGUGAGCGGCCCGCCAACGACACAAAUGCUCAAGUUCCUCGGGCCCGACGCGCAUCUCGUAUCUUACGGCGCCAUGUCGAAGCAACCGCUCUCGCUCCCGACGUCCGCGUUCAUAUUCAAGGACCUUGCCUGCCACGGGUUCUGGCAGAGCCGGUGGUACACGCAGCACAGCAGGCCGGAGCGCGAGGCGCUCAUGCAGAGGCUCGCGGACAUGAAGCUGAAGGAGCCUGAGCACGAGGUCGUGACGAUCCCGGCGCAGGAGAGCGACUCGGAGGCGACUCGGAGGGUUCAUGAAAUCAUGAAGACGCUGACGAAGGGCCAGCACGGGAAGAAGAUCCUUCUCAAGAUCGAGCAACCGUGAAACGGGCAGGUAUAUGUAUGUGUGCAGGGAAAUAUACAACAGAUAUAGAGUGCAUAUACUUGUCACAAGAAGAACGUUCUCCUCGUAGUCUCAAGUUCCGGCUUCCAGAUCCACUGGUACUCGUCGUCCUUAGGAGGUAUCACUUUCUUGGGAUCCGACGGUCCAGGCUGUUCGUCUUGAUCCAUAAUCUCGCCGUCGUUGGCUUCGGCAGCUUGCUGCUCAGGUUUGGCAGACUCCUCAGCCUCGUUGUCGAAGGAGUCAAACUCGAGCGGCCUGCUGAGUUCACCCAAGUUCUUUACGGCUGGCAAGCCCUUCUUGAGCGAGCGCAGCUUGAGGGUAAAGCGCGGGCCGAUUUCCUGCAGCUGAACCUUCUCGGUGGAGCGGAAGGCAUAUCGGUGGCGUCUGAAGAACAGGAAGUCUCGUUGGUUGUGGAGGGUGACCACCUGCCGUCCCUGAAAUUCUGGCAUGGGCGGGAACAGCGUUUGGAAGAGACGGCCGACGGUGUGACCCAGCCGGGUAACGAAGCCGUUCAGGACGAGCUCAGGGAAAUGUUCUGUUGCUCGUGCAUGGCCAGAGAUUUUCUUUGACAGUUCUAUUGAGGUAAGCUUGAAGUAUGCUGUAGGUCCAUCAGGAAGAUAUACGAUUGUCAUGGCAUUCGGCUUCUUCAUGUCCUCGUUCAUCACGAUCAAAUGGCUGUAAUUCCUGCCCGCCGCCCAGCCAGCGAUCCUGCCCAUCUCGAAGCCCUUGCCCUUCGGUCUCCGUAUGAGCUCAGCGCCCGGAAAUAUAGUGACGAUCUCUUCGCAAAAUUCGUAAGUCGUCCGUGUGGCCUUUUGCGAGGUCGUGAUCAAGACCUUGGGAGGUACGGUAGGGUCGGCAGCGCCGGAGAAGUACGAGGCGAAAGGGUCAGAGGCGAUGUCUGCAGCAUUCUCGUCAGCGGGUUGUUCAUCUAAUUGCUGCAGUGGCUCAGGAGGAGGAGAGGAUGUAGAGGCAACAGGCUGUUCUGGUUCUGGCGGAGGGGCGGUCAAGAUAGAUGGGUCGUACUCUCGGGUGUUGUCGAGCGUGCGAGGUACAUUUUCUGACUGGCGCCUUUUCUUGGCGGCGGGGUUGUCGGACUCUGCUUUCGCGAGGGCAAGUCUGCGCUUGAGCUUUGCUUGCCGCUUUUCUCUCUUUUGCUUG